AUGGCGCAGGUCAAGGAGUCAAUAUCUUCAAUUAGAGAUGAGCGUCUUUCUAGUGCGUUUAACAGCUUGACUUGUGAGGCUAGAGAACUGUAUUUACCUGAGAAAAUAUGUGAAUAUCGUGGCCCACCAACACCACUAGAAUUUUAUCGUAACUGGGUGUGCCCUAAUAUACCCGUAAUUUUCAAGAACUCUAUCAAUCAUUGGCCAGCCUUGCAAAAAUGGACGCCAUCGUACCUCAGAGAAAUGCUUGGGGCUAAAGAAAUAAGUGUGGCCGUCACGCCCAAUGGCUUAGCUGAUGCUGUGUGUGAGAAUAAGUUCAUUUUAGCUGAAGAUAGAAAAAUGCUUUUUUCUGAUUUUUUGGAUAUUAUGGAAUCUCCUAAAUUGGGCGAACCUGGAAUUUUUUACGUGCAGGAACAGAACGGAAACUUUACUGGUGAGUUUCCUGAGAUUAUCAGUGAUGCUGAAACUGAUAUAAAAUGGGCAACAGAAGCUUUUGGAAAAGACCCUGAUGCCGUCAACUUCUGGAUGGGGGAUUGCCGAGCAAUAACAUCACUACAUAAAGAUCAUUAUGAAAAUUUAUAUUGUGUUAUAUCAGGUCAAAAAACAUUUACACUUUACCCUCCCACAGAUAUGCCUUAUAUACCCCACCAGGAGUACAUGGUAGCUCGUUAUCACCAAAAUGAAUCUAACAAGUUUGAGAUCAUUAAUGAUCCAAUGGCAACAGGGCACCCAAGUGAGACAAUUCCCUGGAUACCAGUAGAUCCAUUAAACCCUGACUAUGAAACAUAUCCUGAGUUUGCUAAAGUUAAAUCAGUUUCUUGUACAGUCAAAAAAGGUGAUGUUCUCUAUCUGCCAUCAUUAUGGUUUCAUCAUGUCCAACAGACACAAGCUACCAUUGCUAUCAACUUUUGGUAUGAUAUGGAGUACAAUAUCAAAUAUAAUUAUUUUAAAUUUCUUGAGAAAUUAUGCCAAUAG
Molecule: messenger RNA, 975 nt
Organism: Paramuricea clavata
Lineage: Eukaryota; Metazoa; Cnidaria; Anthozoa; Malacalcyonacea; Plexauridae
Source: the annotation of a GenBank genome assembly